GGAGGAAGAAAAGUCAGAGAGAAAUGGAGUAAUUGCAUUAUAAGAUUGCGUUGGAAAAUACUGUCAUCCCCUCCCAAAAGGAUCGGAACUCCAAAAAGAGAGAGAUGGCGGAGGACGGGAAAGAUAUCGAAGGGAAUGGAGGAAUCAGGGCGGCGCUCAUCCCAAAAGAAGACAGAUGCAUGGUUUACCUCAGUACAUUUGUUGCCGUCUGCGGUUCCGCUGCAUUUGGAUCUUGUAUCGGAUAUUCAUCCCCCACUCAAUCUGCCAUCAGGGAAGAUCUCAACUUCUCCAUUGCCGAGUACUCGCUGUUUGGAUCCAUAGUAACGUUUGGUGCAAUGGGAGGCGCAAUCACAAGUGGUCCUAUAGCAGAUUACGUUGGUCGGAAAUGGGCAAUGAGAAUAUCAAGUGUUAUCUGUGUGGCAGGAUGGCUGUCCAUUUACUUUGCCAAGGGGGCUUUGCAGAUGGAUAUUGGAAGGGUGGCAACUGGAUAUGCAAUGGGAGUCUUUUCUUAUGUGGUUCCAGUUUUUAUAGCAGAAAUUGCACCCAAAGAAUUGCGAGGAGCAUUGACAACCUUAAAUCAGCUUAUGAUAAUCAUUGGAGUAUCAGUGGCCUUCAUUGUUGGAACUGUGCUGACAUGGAGGAAUUUGGCUCUAACAGGAAUAGUUCCAUGUGUCAUUCUUAUGUUGGGUCUCCUCAUCAUUCCUGAGUCUCCAAGAUGGCUGGCAAAGAUUGGACACAAGAAAGAGUUUGAAAUUGCACUACAGAAACUCCGUGGCAAAGAUGCUGAUAUAUCUGAAGAGGCAGCUGAAAUUCAGGAUUAUGUAGAAACCCUUGAUAAGCUCCCCAAAGCAAAACUACUCGAUUUGUUUCAAAAACGAUAUUUACGUUCAGUCACUAUAGGAGUUGGUCUAAUGAUAUGCCAACAAUUAGGUGGAAUUAAUGGAGUCUGUUUCUACGCUAGCAGUAUAUUUGAGUCUUCAGGAUUUCCUUCAAAUGUGGGAACUAUAACCUAUGCAAUUAUUCAGGUUAUAGUCACUGCACUGGGUGCAACUUUUAUAGACAAAGCUGGAAGGAAACCUCUUAUAUUGGUUUCUGCUGCAGGACUUGCUAUCGGCUGUCUACUAACGGGCAGCUCAUACUAUCUUAAGGGACAUAACAUUGCAGGCAAUGCAGCACCUAUAUUUGCUCUAGCAGGCAUACUGGUGUACAUAGGGUCAUUUUCGGUGGGAAUGGGAGCAGUUCCAUGGGUUAUCAUGUCUGAGAUAUUUCCUAUAAACGUCAAAGGUGUUGCAGGGAGCCUCGCCACACUAGUAAACUGGUUUGGCGCAUGGUUAUGUUCCUAUACUUUCAAUUUUCUCAUGGCUUGGAACUCCAUAGGUACUUUUAUGAUCUAUGCUGCAGUAAACGUGAUUGCAGUUUUGUUUGUGAUCAAGAUAGUGCCUGAAACAAAAGGGAGAACUUUGGAGCAAAUACAGGCUACCAUUAAUGCAUAAACUCAUAAAAAAGACAUCCAAUGCUUCAUAGAAAUUCCAAGGCAUCAGCAAAUGUGUAAGAUGGCUGAUGCUGCGUAACACAUUCCACAAAACUCUAUAAGGUUUAUCAGAAAAAAAUAUAAGCAAAGUAUUUAUUUUUCUUGUAUUUGUGCAAUGUAUCUCAAAAUACCACAAUGCCGCAAAGUAUUUAUUUUUCUUGUAUUUGUCUGUUAAACGUUUAUAAUAGAAGAGGAAUUAUCUUUUUGUUUUCACUUCUCUAAUAAUGUUUCGGGAAGCAGGCCUCAGAUUUAGACGCUUGAUAUCCUUUAUAUUUUUUCCUUGAGAAAAAUAGUACGGAGUAUGUUUUCUUUAAUGUAUUUUCCUUAUUAAAAGAGGAAGUAUAUCUUCUUG
Messenger RNA from Cuscuta europaea, 1883 nucleotides. The record is from the annotation of a GenBank genome assembly. Lineage: Eukaryota; Viridiplantae; Streptophyta; Magnoliopsida; Solanales; Convolvulaceae.